AUGAUGGUGUUGGAUUGUGACCUAUUGCUGGGCAUAAUCGAGUGUAACAAGCGGGGUCUGGUACAGAGUGCCAAAUGGCUAUCGGAGCUAAACCACGGUUUGUCUGAUGUUUCUCUGAAGCAUACCGGUAAAUCAUUCGAAAAUCUGCAUUCCGGCAUUGCCAGCGAGGAGUACGAUGACUAUGUGCUGGCAAAGAGUUACUUCGACGUCCGGGAGUACGACCGGUCGGCUUACUUUACGCGAAAUUGCAGCUCGACGGUUCCACGAUUCUUGCACAUGUAUGCGACGUACAUGUCCAAGGAGAAGAAGCAUUUGGACAAUAUGAGCGAUCAUUCGAUUGUGAACUCCAACAGUCAUGUGAAGGACUUCUCCGAACUGCUGGCCACGCUCCGGGUGGAUCAUGGCCAAAAGAAACUGGACGGAUAUUGUUUGUGGUUGUACGGGGUCAUCCUGAAGAAGUUGGACCUGAAUCAGAUGGCGGUGCAGAUCUAUGUGGAUGCUAUCAAUGCAGAACCGACGAUGUGGGGUUCGUGGUUGGAGCUGGCUCCGCUGGUUACCGAUAAAAAUAUGCUGCAAAACCUAAAACUGCCCAACCACUGGAUGAAGCAGAUCUUCAUCGGAUACACCUAUAUCGAGUUGUUCCUAAAUGACGAAGGAAUUAAGAUUUUCGAACAUCUACAAACCACCGGCUUUGGCAAGUGUAUUUUCAUACCGACGCAGCUGGCGAUUGCCUUAGCACAAGAAACAAGGAAACGGGAAAGGAGACGUGAACAUCAAGUCAAUGGGUGCCGAAGCCAUAAUUUACCCUACGUGCCAGAAUAA
Messenger RNA from Ochlerotatus camptorhynchus, 822 nucleotides. RefSeq names its product cell division cycle protein 23 homolog. The record is from RefSeq and is a predicted model, not a curated record. Gene Ontology annotation, biological process: positive regulation of mitotic metaphase/anaphase transition; cell division; protein ubiquitination. Gene Ontology annotation, cellular component: anaphase-promoting complex. NCBI's taxonomy places the organism in Eukaryota, Metazoa, Arthropoda, Insecta, Diptera, Culicidae. Bases 1 to 822 code for a protein of 273 amino acids. The transcript has 3 exons. Gene Ontology annotation, molecular function: protein binding.